Messenger RNA from Lynx canadensis (Canada lynx), 2154 nucleotides. RefSeq names its product leucine rich repeat containing 10 (gene LRRC10). The record is from RefSeq and is a predicted model, not a curated record. Lineage: Eukaryota; Metazoa; Chordata; Mammalia; Carnivora; Felidae. Gene Ontology annotation, molecular function: protein binding. The coding region runs from base 635 to 1588 and encodes 317 amino acids. The transcript has a single exon.
AAACAUGCGUAUCUUUGACCCAGGAACACUUCUAAGCCCAUUUCCUAAAGAAAUCAGUGGUUAACUCUCACAGUGCAUGUACGAGGAUAUUUAUAAUAGUGACACAUUGUAAGCAAUCUAGAUGCCAAUAGAUGACAGCAGAGAGCUGUUUACACUUCAACGAUGCCUCCAUACAAUGGAAUACAGGUGUUAAAAAUAAUUGUGUAGAUACCCACAAACACAAAAAUAUGUCCAUGUUAUGAAAAAGUAAGACUCUUAAGCAGUAUGAAUUUUUUUUUAAUAAAUUGGUUACUUGUAGCAAAAGCUGGAGGACAUACCUUAAAAUGUUUAGUGUUCAUUCCUGGGGAAUAUGGCUGUGCGUGUUUUUCAUUUUCUCCUGUUACACCUUUACAUGAUGUCUUACUGUUUUACCAUUAGAAAAAACAGUGAAGCUAUUUUCAGCUUGAAACAAACAAACAGAAAAAAAUGUAGAUAAAGGCAAUUGGGGCUUAGGUGACUGAAAGUGAGUACGCGAAUCAGGCCCGGCCUCCCCAGACCCCGUGCGUUGGGCCUGUCACCCGACACUCAAGUCGCUAUCACGAGCACUUUUCUCUGUUGAAGUGACUGGCUUUUGUCCCGCCAACCCCAGGUUAUAAUGGGAGAGGAAAAUAGGCCUCAGGGCAGUCGGCGGCAGCCCCAACCCGCAGUGGGCCCCGUCGGUGAGUCGGUGAGUCGGUGGGCUGGGGCUCACCCUGCCUCCGGCCUCUUCAUGGGGAACACCAUCAGGGCCCUGGUGGCCUUCAUCCCUGCUGACUGCUGCCAGAACUACGUGGUCAGAGAUCUCCGGGAGAUGCCCGUGGACAAGAUGGUAGAUCUGAGUGGGACCCAGCUACGCCAUUUCCCCGGGCACGUGUGCUCCUUCCGGGAGCUGGUCAAGCUCUACCUGAGUGACAACCACCUCAACAGCCUGCCUCCUGAGCUGGGGCAGCUGCAGAAUCUGCAGAUCCUGGCCCUGGAUUUCAACAACUUCAAGGCUCUGCCCCAGGUGGUGUGUACUUUGAAACAGCUCUGCAUCCUCUACUUGGGUAACAACAAACUUUGCGACCUCCCCAGUGAGCUGAGCCUGCUCCAGAAUCUCCGGACCCUGUGGGUCGAGGCCAACUGCCUCACCCAGCUGCCGGAGGUGGUCUGCGAGCUAAGUCUCCUAAAGACUCUGCAUGCCGGCUCCAAUUCUCUGCGUCUACUGCCAGGCCAGCUCCAGCACCUCCGAGAGCUGCGGACCAUCUGGCUCUCAGGCAACCUGCUGACUGACUUCCCCCCCGUGCUGCUGCACAUGCCCUUCCUGGAGGUGAUCGACGUGGACAGGAACAGCAUCCGUUACUUCCCCAGCCUGGCCCACCUGUCGAGUCUGAAGCUGGUCAUCUAUGACCACAAUCCCUGCAGGAACGCACCCAAGGUGGCCAAAGGCGUGCGCCGCGUGGGAAGAUGGGCAGAGGAGACGCCAGAGCCUGACCCCAGAAAAGCCAGACGCUACGCCUUGGCCAGGGAGGAAAGUCAGGAGGGAGAGGGGCUUGUCCUGCCUCCUCUACUUCUUCCUCCCAACUCCUGAGGAGCUUCAGUCGUAGGUCAACGCCAAGGAUCCGACUCCAGCAUCUUCUGAUCUCUCCUUUAGAGGGUACAGGAUUGCUCUGGGACACACGGGAUGCUCUGCCAGUGGGGAGUGAUGGAAGUCCAAAGAAUCGCCUCACUCACAUUAAGGGAGAAUUUCUGGCCAACAUUUCUCCCAAAGUGAAGUUGGGUGCUAUGGCCGGCCUCACUCUCUGCAAGCAAAUCAGCUCCUCCAAAUAGGUAUUUUGCAACAUUGAAGAGUACGAAGGGCUAGGACGUUCUGUCCUUCUCUACUCCACAAGCGGCUGGUCAGGAUGCUCACGAACUCCUCAAAUAAGGUAUUUACUAAAGAAUUCACCUGAGAGUUCAGGUGGCCUGGCUCCAGCCCUUUGCAGGAUAUAUUUUACUAGGAAUGACCUUAAGUGAUAUGAAAAUAGGGACAAAUUCAGGCCACUUACAAAAGACAUUUCUACCUAGUCAGUCAGACUCUCAGACUCCGUGCUGUUGCAAAGGCUCAAGAUGAAGCUUUUCCCCUGCAGUUGAGUGAAUGCUGAGAGGACCUCUGAU